This is a messenger RNA of Cuscuta campestris, 3008 nucleotides long. The record is from the annotation of a GenBank genome assembly. NCBI's taxonomy places the organism in Eukaryota, Viridiplantae, Streptophyta, Magnoliopsida, Solanales, Convolvulaceae.
CGGCCCUCUUCCCCAUUCACUCCUCUCUCUCUCUCUCUAUCGGACCCCGAAAUCACGAAAACCGAUGAAAAUUUCAUCAUCUUUCUUCCCAAAUUUGGCUUCCCAAUUCGCGAUUUUCGAACUUUCCGAAAUCCGCCCCCAUUUCUCCUCCUUGCGAACUGCAAUAAGUGGAUUUCGAAUUUAAUUCUUGCACACUUUUUCUCCCCUGCUCUCUUCCUCGCUGAAAGGAAGAGGCACUGAGACCGGCGUGAGAAACCCACCCGUGAAUGAUUAAAGUGAAAGAAGAGGAAAGGAAAAAGUUUCGAUUUUUUUCCCCCCUUCUUCUGUUUUUCUGUCCGGAGCAUCUUAUUCUAUGCUGAUAAGAAGAAGCAAAACAAUAUACCUUGGUUCUUGUAACUUGUUCAUAAAUAUAUUAUUUUAAAGGCAGCAGCUGGGCAUAUUGUCUAGGGGGCUUAUAAAGUCAUGCCUUGAGAUUGGGUUUCAUGGGGUGAGCUCACUGUAUAAUGGGUAGCUUCUGUGCUGAUGAAGAAGAAUGUCAGUUUUUCGAUGCUCCGGAGAGUAUUGGCCAAUUCGAUUCGUGGAUUGAUGAUUGGGCGGCUGAGAGAUACAAAUAUGAUAUGUGGAUUCAAAGUCCAAAGAGUGUUAGGGAGCGCCGUAUGAAUUUCUUUCAUUGUCUUAGCAGGGGUAUUGAUGGGAUAAUUGACAUCAACGGGACUUUUCCUAGAAACUCAGUCAUUGAAGAAGAAGAAGAUGAAGAAGUAGAAAACGAAGAAGAAUGUUCCUCUAGCAGAUCUUAUGGUCCAAGUUCAUCAUCUGCUGGUGUGUUGUGUUCAUUAAUGGAGGAAGGUUCAACGGAGACCUUCAUACCUACAAGUGUGAAUCUUGAUUGUCGAAUCUCCAAUGCUAGUGCUUUUUCAGAGCCUGCAAUGGAGAGUAGCCACCCAAACAUGGCAUUAAUAAAUGGGAUGGAUCGGAGGAUACUGAAUAGAGUUAAGAGCCGUUGGAUGAGUAGAUUGCGUUCAAUGACCUGUAUUUAUAAUGAAGGAGGGAGAACAAAUGAUGCGAAAACAUAUGGGUUGGUUCCCAUCUCAAGGUCUAGACUUCAGAGGGUCAAAGUCAGGCAGUGCAAUAAGAGACAGAAGGAAUUGUCUGCCGUUUUUACCGGGCAAGAAAUUCUUGCCCAUGAUGGUUCGAUCUCUGCAAUGAAAUUCAGCCAUGAUGGCCAAUACUUAGCUAGUGCUGGUGAAGAUCAGGCUGUGCGCGUAUGGCAAGUGGUUUCAGAUGAAAGAUCCAAUAAAAGUGACCUUCCGGAUUUGGAUCCUUCGUGCAUUUACUUCACGGUGAAUCGUUUGUCUCAACUAGAACCUGUUUCUAGAGAGAAAGGGGGGAUAAAUAAAUCAGCGGGCAUCAAGAAAUCAGCCGACUCUGCUUGUGUUGUUUUCCCUCCAAGGAUCUUCCGGAUUCUUGAAAAGCCUCUCCAUGUUUUCCUAGGACACAAGGCCGAGAUUUCAGAUCUUUCAUGGGCUAAGAACAAUUCUCUUCUUUCGUGUUCAGUUGACAAAACGGUUCGACUUUGGCAAGUUGGUUUUGAUCAAUGCCUCCAAGUCUUUUCACACACCAAUUAUGUGUCAUGUGUCCAAUUUAACCCUGUAAAUGACGAUUACUUCAUUAGCAGUUCAAUUGAUGGGAAAAUUCGAAUUUGGACAGUUAGUGGUGCUCAAGUGGUUGAUUGGACCGAGGUUAAAGACAUAGUUACUGCUGUUUCGUAUCGCCCUGAUGGGCAGGGUGGUGUAAUAGGAUCUACAACAGGCACCUGUCGUUUUUUCAACGUUACAGAUAACCGCGUCCAACUAGAGUCCGAUAUUUGUCUGAUCAGUAAAAAGAAGUCGCUAAGCAAAAGGAUUACUGGCUUUCAGUUUGAUCCAAGAGACGCAAGCAAAGUGAUGGUUACUCUUGCAGACUCUCAAGUGAGAAUCAUUUGCGGGAAGAAUGUUGUGACUAAGUAUAAAGGGCCUAGGAAUGCAGGAAACCUAAUGUCAGCUUCAAUAACUUCAGACGGAAAGCACAUCAUCUCUUCGUCUGAAGAUUCCAAUGUUUACGUGUGGAACCGUAUCUCCCCAGAAGAAUCCUCUGCGUCAAAACCAAAAGUGAUGAAAUCGUUUGAGUUCUUCCCUUCUGGGAAUGCAUCCAUUGCAAUACCGUGGCCCGGCACGAAACUUGAGCCCUCCCAUGGAGUGGAUGAUAAUAACAACAUCAAGAAUGCGUUGCCCUUCUCCAUUUCCCGAUUGGACAGAGAACUGUUCUUAGAGGCUACCGUUCCCAAGGGCUCUGCAACUUGGCCGGAAGAGAAACUGCCUGCGCCCACAACCCAUCACCAGACUUCCGCAAUGUGCAAAUCUCAAUACAGAUUUCUCAAGAACUCGUGCAAAAACACGUCGUCCAGUCACGCCUGGGGUUUAGUCAUAGUCACUGCUGGGCAAGACGGGCGGAUCAGGUCGUUCCACAACUACGGAUUGCCUGUCCCUCUGUAAAAUUACUGCAAGAUGAGUUUUCGAAGAUUUAAAAAAAAGAAAAAAAAACUUUUUUUUCGAGUCGGUACGUGGGCCCCUCCACCGGGGUAUAUAUGCCUGCACCAUAUGGGACUGUUUGGCUGAUCUAAAUGGGAAAUGGCCAGAAGUUUUUGAUGGGUUUCUGCAGCUAACAUUAUUACUAUUAUUAUUAUGCCCUCUGACUGUAGGGACUUUGAAUAAGGUUCUCAAAAAAAAAGAACAGAAAAAAAAAGAGAGAAAAAGAAAGAUGAUACCCUUAUAAAGCCCCAGCAGGAAGUGGGGUUUGUAAUGAAAUGUGGAUGGAUGCACUUUGUUGUACAGAAGUGCCCCAGGUUUUGUAGGGUUGUUUGGCUGUACAGAAGGAAGGAGAUAAGACUAUGAUGAUGAUGAGCCUCUAUGUAUAUUGAGGCCUCUGUUCCUUUUAUUAUACUCCGUAAUUAACAAAAUAGGCUGACUGGA